AUAUAGGUCUUGAAUUGGGGAAAAAAAAAAAGAAAGAGAUCAAGAAUGGACGAAGAACUAGUAAGAGCUAUUAAGAUAAUAGUAUUUGGAGUAAUCUCAUGGGGUGUGGCCUUUGUUCUCACCCGGAGAAUCUUCUCAAGCUACUCCUUCAACUUCAGCAACCGUCUUCUCUCGACGGCUCACGCCACAAUCGCUGUCACAUUAGCAACACUCUCUGUUCAAGAUUGGUCUUGCCCUGUUUGUCCCCGAGCAUCUAAGCCAUCUCUCAAACAGAUGGACGUGAUGGCGUUUUCAUUGUCAUAUAUGAUCUACGAUCUCAUAUGUUGUCAGUUCGAUAAAGUGAUCAGCAUUGAUAACGCGGUUCAUCAUUUUGUUAGCAUUCUUGGUUUUAUAGCUGGACUUGCCUACCAAAAGUCUGGAUCUGAGAUCAUCGCUACACUGUGGAUAGCAGAGGUAUCGAGUCCUUUCUUCCACCUUAGGGAGAUUCUCAAAGAGAUUGGAUACAGAGACACCAGCCUCAAUCUAGGCGCCGAUGUAUGUUUUGCCACUAUAUUCACAUUGGCGAGAAUUGUGUGCGGACCAUUUCUCGUUUACGUCAGUCUGUCAGCUGAUAAUCCCAUCUUCAUCAAGGCAAUGGGAUCAGGAUUACAACUCGUGAGCAUAUUUUGGUUCUAUAAGAUUUUCGGGAUGAUGAGAUAUAAACUUUUUAAGAAGCCAAAGUCAAACAAAAAGUCUACUUAGUUAGAGAUAUACUAAAUCUGAUUUAAUUCAGUUAUUUUUGUUUUUUUCUUUCUUAAACAUUUAUAGUCAUUUAUCUAUAAAUGUUAUAAAAAUGUAUUCAAAAAUAAAAAAGAAAUAUAUAUGUGUCAAUAAGAUCCAAUUUGUAUGUGUA
Camelina sativa (false flax) is the source of this 892-nucleotide messenger RNA. RefSeq lists its product as uncharacterized. Gene Ontology annotation, cellular component: membrane. NCBI's taxonomy places the organism in Eukaryota, Viridiplantae, Streptophyta, Magnoliopsida, Brassicales, Brassicaceae. The record is from RefSeq and is a predicted model, not a curated record.